Messenger RNA from Drosophila nasuta, 2099 nucleotides. RefSeq lists its product as uncharacterized. Gene Ontology annotation, cellular component: transcription regulator complex; nucleus. The transcript has 2 exons. The record is from RefSeq and is a predicted model, not a curated record. The coding region runs from base 114 to 1661 and encodes 515 amino acids. Gene Ontology annotation, biological process: regulation of transcription by RNA polymerase II. Lineage: Eukaryota; Metazoa; Arthropoda; Insecta; Diptera; Drosophilidae.
UAAGUAUGUAAGUUUCACCCAUCCCUAAUUCGCCGAAACGACUUUUGAGCAAGAAACUUUUUAUUUGUUAUUUUUUUGUUGGGAUUCGCGUGGAAAACGUUGAAAAGCCCAUCAUGAUGGAUGAGCAACUCAUUGAUGAGGUGGCUCAACACGGCGUGAUAUUCAAUCGUCAAAAGUAUUAUUUAAAUGGCAGUGCCAGCGGUGGAAAGUAUGAAACCAAGGACGAGGCUUGGCAACUUAUUGCUCUCAAGCUGCGCACCGAUGUUGAAACGUGUAAAAAGCGUUGGAAGUACUUGCGUGAACGCUAUGUGUCCCAACGGAAACAGGGCGAUCCACCUGUCUACGAACAUUUGUCCCGUCCAUAUUUAGAGAAAAUGAAAUUUCUGGAUCAGCACAUCCAGCCACGUAAAUCGUAUCGCAAUGUGCCCAACUUUCUGACCUCGCCGCAAUCAGCAAACAGUUCCAACUACAGCGAAUAUAAUGUGGACUCCAAGUCGAAUAGCUCACUCAAGAAUAUGUCACAUUUUGGCGGCGCCACGCAAAAUCAUCAUUAUCAUCAGCAGCAGCAUCAGCAAUCGUCGGAGCAACAGCAGCAUACAAUGAAUGCGCUCAGCUCGGCAGCUGUCUCAGCACUGGAGAACGUAAAUGGACAGGUGAAGAUUGAGGCGGAGAUUUUCAGAGAUUUCGCUGCCGCAGUGGCGUCGCAGCAACUGCAACACAUCUCCCAAUCUCAAAUGCAGCAGCAACAGGCGGCUGCAGUGGCAGCUGUCAUGGCAGACUCUUCACAGGGCUACCAGGAGCCGUAUCGAGAGAACAACGUCGGCAUAAAUGCUGCUCAGAACAGCGCUGGCAGCACAGGCGGCUUAACUUCGACGUCUUCCUCCAUGAAAUCGCCACUGUCAUCACCACUGCCUGGCAUUAGUUUAACUGGAGUGCAGGAAGAACAGGCGACGCCAUCGGGCUCAGCUGCGGGCCAACAGCCACCAGUACAUUCCUCUUCCAGUGUAGCUGGCAUUGCCAACAAUAUGCAAGUGCAGGCGGCGCAUGGAUAUAAUCAUAAGAGUAGCGACGAUUUGCAUUCCUCCACGUCGAGUGGUGGUAACUAUCACACAAAGAAGCCUCGAGUGCAACUCAACUCGAAUGGAGGAAGCUAUGGCCAACAUUCCGCGAACGGCGGCAACAUGGUCAAUGCCAAUGGUAGCAGCAAUCACUUUGGACACGAUAGCGACGACGAUUCGGAUGACAACAGCGCUGCCCUAAUGACACCACAGACAAUGCUGCAACACGAUAAUCACUACAGCAAUUCGGUCAACAUGCAACGCAAUGCUGCCAAUGGAAAUAUGAGUGGCAACAACAGCAGCAAUAAUAACAACAACAAUAAUCAACAACAGCAACCACAGCAGCAUCAGCAACAUCAGAAUAUGUUUCCAGCAAAUUCGGAUUUCCUGUUUCAGCUCUAUCAACAGCUGCCUCAACAGGCGGGCACUUCGCAUGCCUCGAGCUUUGGAAAAUUCCAAACGCCACCGAAUCCUCCAAGUGUGCAUCGUUCGUCGGAGCAUUUGCUGGGCGAACUGGUCACCACAGAGCUGCUGAAGAUGAGCAAGGACCGUCGGAAAAACGUGCAGAAGCGAAUAUUGGAAAUACUUUUCUUUGAUGAUUAAACAAUUCCGAUUGUUUGGCCAGUAUUAGAAAUAGAGGAGACAAGUUACUUGUAUAUAUACACCUAAAAACACACAUAUUUAUUUGCAUUGAAUGAAUAAUAUUGAAAUAAGUUGGUAAGUUUAAUGUUUUGGUAUUUGAUUUGUCGGCUUUUAUAUGUAUGUAAAGUAGAGUUAAUUCAGUUUUGGUCCGAGAUCCCACCAUGGCAUUUGAAAAGUUGUCGAUUCAACGCUUUCCAUCUGUGCUAGUCAUGAACAAUUUAUGUUGACCAACAACUCUCAGUGAAGAUCUAAGUUCUACUAUUUAAAUGGGUUCAUUGUGGCAUACCUAGUAUUGCCAGCCUAGUGUUAGGAUAACAGAAAUAAAUACAGAAAUACGCAUGUAAAUUAUUUUUAAUGUUUAUUAAAUUGUACACAAAUAUAUUUGAUUACAAUUCGAAC